Molecule: messenger RNA, 1223 nt
Organism: Punica granatum (pomegranate)
Lineage: Eukaryota; Viridiplantae; Streptophyta; Magnoliopsida; Myrtales; Lythraceae
Source: RefSeq, a predicted model, not a curated record
UCCUUCCCCUCCAUUUUCCCGAGAGAAGGAAGAAAAUUCAUUUCGAGGGAGAGAGAGAGAGAUUUUCCGGCCAAGAUCAGAUCAUGGAGAGGGCUGCGUUCGGGUACUCUGCCGUGAGCAAGGGUGAGAAGGAUCUCGAGUCCGGGGAGACGCUCUACCCGGGCCUCAGCCACGGCGAGAACCAGCUCCGGUGGGGCUUCAUCCGCAAGGUCUACGGGAUCCUGGCUGCUCAGAUCCUGUUGACCACCGUCGUCUCCGCCGUAACCGUCCUCUACGCCCCUGUCAACGAGCUCCUCAGGGGAAGCCCCGGCCUCCUGCUCUUCCUCGUGUUCCUUCCUUUCAUCUUGUUGUGGCCUCUGCAUGUUUAUCAGCAGAAGCACCCCUUGAACUUUGUCUUCCUGGGCCUCUUCACGCUGACACUGAGCUUCACUGUCGGAGUGAGCUGUGCAAACACUGAUGGAAAAAUUGUGCUCGAAGCUCUAAUCUUAACAUCAGCAGUUGUGUUUGCCCUAACCGGGUAUACAUUCUGGGCCUCUAGGAAGGGCAAGGAUUUCAGCUUCCUUGGUCCGAUUCUGUUCACCAGCCUUGUCGUUCUGAUCAUGACUAGCUUCUUGCAGAUGUUCUUCCCACUGGGCCCCACAUCAGUGGCCAUCUACGGAGGCAUCAGCGCCAUCGUCUUUGCAGGAUACAUCGUCUAUGACACUGACAAUCUGAUCAAGCGGUUCACAUACGAUGAGUACAUCUGGGCUUCCGUCACUCUCUACCUGGACAUUCUCAACCUGUUCCUCACCAUUCUGAGGAUGAUGAGGGAGGGAAAUAAUUAAGACCGGAACCUCCUCGUUGGAGUCGUGUGGUAACAGGUUUGUUGCUGCACGAGCCCUAUUAUAUGGGUGAUUUGGGUAGAUGACUCCAUGAAAUGAUUCAGUAAAAUGCUCGACCGUUGCUGUGAAUACUGAAUUUGAUACAGUAGUGAUGUAAUCGGUCCCUCUAUGGUACUGAGUUGCAUAUGAGUGACCAAUCUUUUGCUAAGCAGCUACAGUAUCUCACCUCACUGGUUCGAAGUGUCGUGGCGUGAGAAUUUACUUGUAAUAAUUGCUUGCUUUUCUUGAAGUUAAUGUUUUCCUCCAUUCCCAACUUCGAUGUGAAAACAGAGGGGAGCUCACCGAUCACAAUGGCAUAUGCUGCAGGAUUACUGUAAAGUGAUGCCGAUAUUAUGUGGAUUA